Molecule: messenger RNA, 496 nt
Organism: Candidula unifasciata
Lineage: Eukaryota; Metazoa; Mollusca; Gastropoda; Stylommatophora; Geomitridae
Source: the annotation of a GenBank genome assembly
UUACUGCUUGCAGUCAGUGCUGAAGACAAGUAUGAACCCAUGGUGGCUUUCAUCUGUGAUAGGCCAGCUAUGCACAGAGCAGUGAAUGGGUGGAUUGCGGAUAAAUCCACUGAUUGCCUCACUAGAGUGGAGGAUAUUCUGGCUUACUGCAAAACGAUGUAUCCUGAACAAAACAUUACCAAUGUGGUGGAGGCGUCCUACCUGGUAACAAUCCCAGACUGGCCGAUGGUUUCAGCUGACCGGAAACACCCGCACCGGGUUCGUCCAUUUAGAUGUCUUGUUGGAGGUUUCCAGUCUGAUGCCCUUUUGGUGCCCCAGCAUUGUGAGUUUGACCAUCGACAUGACCAGUCUCUGUGUGAAGGUUUCUCUCACUGGAACAUCGUGGCCGACGAGGCUUGCAAACAGAAAGGCAUGCACCUGGAGAGUUUCGGCAUGCUGCUUAACUGUGACCUGGGCAAGUUCAGCGGUGUGGAGUACGUCUGCUGUCCCAACAAAA